Messenger RNA from Ziziphus jujuba (common jujube), 2220 nucleotides. Its product is annotated as disease resistance protein At4g27190-like. The record is from RefSeq and is a predicted model, not a curated record. Lineage: Eukaryota; Viridiplantae; Streptophyta; Magnoliopsida; Rosales; Rhamnaceae. Gene Ontology annotation, molecular function: ADP binding. The transcript has 2 exons. The coding region runs from base 799 to 2220 and encodes 473 amino acids.
CAGCAUUUAUUUCGCCAUAAAAGGAAAACAGACAAGAAGAAAAGAGGAUUUAAACGUACACUUCUUUUGAAGCUCCACACAAUUGGCAUCGCAAAAGAUAUUACUACUAUAUAUAAUAUAUAGGCAAGCAUGGAGUUUCUCAUUGCCUGUGGUACUGCGAUUGCUGCGAAAAUAGCGGAGUAUACAGUUGCACCGGUUGAUUGUCAUCCAGGUUAUACCUUCCACUGCAGAUGCAAUGUACGUGACCUGAAAACUGAAACCGAGGAUCUGAAGGUUAAGAAGAAAAUAGUGGAGGAUUUGGCCGAUGAAGCUAAAAGAUGAGGAGAAAUUAUCCAUAAUGAUGUCGAAGACUGCCUAACCGAAGUGGUUGAGAACCCAAGAAGCACAAAAUCUUAUCGACGACACAAACAUCAAGUGUAGUUUGAAAGGGUGCUUUUCUUAUUUGGUGGCGCGCUAUCGACUAAGCGAGAGAGCAAAAGAGAUGAGGGAGUCUGUUUUGAAAUCAAGGGAAAGAUCAGGUUUGAUAACAUUUCUUUCCGUCCCAAACUCAAAAACAUUUUUGAAAAUAAAGAUUACCUAAACUCUGCCACAAGACCGAAAUUUGUGGAUGGAAUUAGGAAGGUGCUGGAAGAAAGAAAUAUCAGAACUAUUGGGAUUCAUGGCAUGCCUGGUGCAGGUAAAACUACACUUGUCAAAGAAAUUGCUCGAAAGGCCACAUCAGAUGAUUGGAAUUUAUUUGAUGAUGCAGUUAUUGUUACUGUAUCAGAAACUCCAAACAUUAUAAAGAUUCAAUAGCAAAUGGCAGAUAGGCUGGGUCUAAAGUUCGAUGGGGUGAUGGAAUUUGAAAGAGCUCUUGAGCUCCGAAAUCGAAUGAAGAAUGAAAAGAGGUUCCUCAUAAUUUUAGAUGAUAUUUGGAAUGAUAAGCUGAAGCUUGAGGAUGUUGGAAUAGUUUUUGAAAGUGAUCAAAAGAGAUGUAAGAUAUUAAUGACUUCUAGAUUUGAGAGAGUACUGGGUAAUAAUAUGGGUGUUGAUAAGAAUUUCAAAGUUGACAUUCUUUCAGAAGAUGAAGCAAGGAAUUGGUUCGAGAGCAUAGUGGGCGAUAAGUUUGUUACAACUCCUGCAUUUGAAGAAUAUGGGAAUAAGAUCGUGAAAAAAUGUGGGCGCCUACCACUUUGCAUUGUAACCGCUGCACAUUCAUUGAAAAAUUGUGAUAAGUUGCCUUUAUGGAGAAAUACCUGGAGACAACUUCAGAGGUCUAAACAUGAUGAAGUUGUGCACACUGCUAUCAAACUAUGUUACGAUAAGUUACGGAGUGAUGAAGCAAAGCAAUUACUUUUGCUCUGUUCAUUGCAUGAAGAGGAUGUAAACAUAAGCAUGGAGAAUUUAAUGAGAUAUUGUGUGGGCCAAAUCAACAUGUUUAAAGAUGCCUAUACAUUGCAAGAGGCAAGAGAUUUGGUGUACUGUUUGGUUGAGGAACUCAAAGAUUGCUGUUUGUUGUUGGGCGGUGAUCAUUCUGAUACAGUUAAAAUGCACGACGUCGUUCGUGACGUUACCGUAUCAAUUGCGAAAGAAAGUCAUGAUACGCAUUGUUUUGGAGAUGGUAGUGAGGUAGAAAAAUUUCUCGAGGAGAAGAAAUUUGAAGACUUAAAAGCAAUCUCACUGCCUAAUGGUUAUCUGGAUGAGUUGGUUUUUGACAAGUCGGAAUAUACAAAGCUUCAGUUAAUGAUUUGUAUGAGGAAGAAAUAUAGGGAAACAAUCCCACGUGGUUUUCUUGACAGAAUAAAACUGCUUAGGGUGUUAGUUUUGUAUCCAGAGGUGUCUGCUUCACAUUUAUCAUCCUUGCAAAAUCUUUGCACCUUGUGUUUAGGUAAUUUUGAUGUGAAAGACAUAGCUGAAAUUGGAAAACUCAAGUACCUAGAAAUUCUUGACCUUUCUCGAUCUAAAGUCGAGAAAUUUCCAGGUGAGAUAGGACAACUUACUCGUCUACGCAUGUUAGAUUUGAAUGGUUGUCAAGAUCUUCAAGUGAUUGAACCCAAUGUCAUACUACAUUUGAAACGUUUAGAAGAGUUGUACGUGGAUUGGUUUGUGAACUGGCAUAGUGUUGAUCACGUAGACAGUAAUGGGGAGAAAAGUAAUGCAGGUCUUGAUGAGCUAAAACAUUUGGAUCAUCUGACUGCUUUACAUUUAUGUUUUAAAGAGGGAACAUUUCCAACGGAGUAA